UAAGAAAGAAAUAGUGGCACUAAGAAGAUGGACUAAUAAGAGAGAGGUAUGAGAUGAGGUAUCUAUGAGCAAUACCUAAUAGGGAGAAUAAACAAUGUAAAACAUACCUAACCUAACCUAAUAAAUUACCUACUUCCUAUAGUACCGGUUGACUAAGAGCGAAUAUAGUUGGCUAGAUUUAUCCAACCACUUUGCGGAAGUAUAUUUGGCGACAUCGUGGAAACGACCUAGCCUCUUAUCAGAGCGAAUAUGGUGACUAUCGGUGUUCUUGCUCUUCAAGGGGGCUUUUCAGAACACCUCAGCUCCCUUCGUAAAGCAGCUACUCGCGUAUCGACACCGUCAUCCAACUUCACCUUUACCGAGGUGCGAACCCCGGAGCAGCUGGCCCAAUGCGACGCUCUAAUCAUACCAGGAGGAGAGAGCACCACGCUGUCGCUCGUAGCUGCACAGUCCGGGUUGUUGGAACCCUUGCGCGAGUUCGUCAAAGUAAAUAAGAAGCCAACUUGGGGCACAUGUGCUGGCCUUAUUUUUCUGUCCGAACAAGCUAGUGCUGCUAAGAGAGGAGGGCAAGAGUUAAUCGGGGGACUCAAUGUCAAAGUCCAUCGCAACCAUUUCGGUCGACAGAAAGAGAGUUUCGUAACGGACUUGGAAUUACCCUUCCUAUCUCAGGGAAGCGAUGGUAAUCCGGCAACGGUAGCUCCUUUCCCAGCCGUCUUUAUUCGAGCUCCCGUCGUGGAUCAAGUAUUGACGGACGACAUCACAUCAGUCGACGGCGAGGCUGAAAACAUAACGCCAAAGGUCGCGACGCAAAGUUCCGGGAACCAAACUAAGGCUCCGAAAGGAAAGGUUGAGAUCUUAGCAACUCUCCCGGGACGUCACGCCUCAAACAAAGCUGCAGCGGCGUCGAUUGAAGGUACCGAUAACCAAAAAGAAGUCCCUAAAGGAGCAGGAGAUAUCGUCGCUUUAAGGCAAGAGAACGUGUUCGGAACGAGUUUCCACCCGGAGCUAACGGAUGAUAUUCGAAUUCACGUUUGGUGGUUAGAGCAGGUAGCGAAGUCGCACGAAUAGACAGAAGAACAGGAAUUGUUAAUGAAAUCUUGGGAAAGUCGGUACAGUAUUAUGUGCGUAUAUGUGAUGUGAGUAUAUUGUACUGUACGCCGGCUCCCCAAGGGACAUCUCGGAUCAGCUCUCUCCCUGAAAGCACAGAUAAGCCACGGUUUAUCCAGGAGCUAAGUUGAUAAUGUGAUGUGCUUAAGUUUGCGGGGUACGUGGGAGUGGGCAGCCAAGAAUGGGGGUUGUAUAGGUAGGUAGGUACCUUAUGUGUUCGACAGAUAUCUGAAAAAUUAGAUAAUUCUACGUCCAAUU
Daldinia caldariorum is the source of this 1365-nucleotide messenger RNA. Its product is annotated as pyridoxine synthesis protein PDX2. Gene Ontology annotation, biological process: pyridoxine metabolic process; pyridoxal 5'-phosphate biosynthetic process. NCBI's taxonomy places the organism in Eukaryota, Fungi, Ascomycota, Sordariomycetes, Xylariales, Hypoxylaceae. Gene Ontology annotation, cellular component: cytosol; glutaminase complex. The record is from RefSeq and is a predicted model, not a curated record. Gene Ontology annotation, molecular function: glutaminase activity. The transcript has 3 exons. The coding region runs from base 250 to 1068 and encodes 272 amino acids.